Molecule: messenger RNA, 1537 nt
Organism: Coturnix japonica (Japanese quail)
Lineage: Eukaryota; Metazoa; Chordata; Aves; Galliformes; Phasianidae
Gene: RAB7B
Product: RAB7B, member RAS oncogene family
Biological process (GO): endosome to lysosome transport; phagosome-lysosome fusion
Cellular component (GO): late endosome; phagocytic vesicle; lysosome
Molecular function (GO): GTP binding; GTPase activity
Source: RefSeq, a predicted model, not a curated record
GAGUGAGUCACUGCUGGGCUGUGACCAGAAACACCUCCCGAAUUCACCCCGGUGCUGGGGACAGCCAGCAAACAAAGCAAAACCUGAGAGCAGGCAGCAGAAAUGCAGCAGCCAGUGGCUGUUGUUCAUGUUUGAAGGAGCCUGGGGGUUCACAAAAGAACGUGGGGAAGCACUGAAUCCUUUUGCACACCCGGCAAACACUCAGAACCUGCCCCUGUACAACCGAGAGAUGCUGAGCGAGAGGAUCCAGCCCAACCCGCAGCUCCCGGCCCCUUCGUGCUGAUGUCACGCAGCCUCCCUCCCCCGAGCACAAGGAACCAACUCUGGGGCCAACGCCGUUUCCUGAUCCUCCUCUCGCUCUUCCUAAAGGAGACCUAAAAAACCUCCGGAUCCGUCGGACGAUGCCCCAGCAGGGCCCAUCCAUGGACUCCAGCAAAAAGGUGGAUCUGAAGAUCAUUAUCAUAGGAGCUCUGGGUGUGGGCAAAACCUCCCUCCUGCACCAAUACGUGCACAAGACCUUCUAUGAAGAUUACCGCACCACGCUGGGUGCCAGCAUCCUGACCAAGGUCGUUGCAGUGGAUAAAACCCCCCUGAAGCUGCAGAUCUGGGACACGGGGGGACAGGAGCGAUUCCGGUCCAUGGUGUCGACCUUUUACAAGGGCUCUGAUGGAUGCAUGCUGGCCUUUGAUGUGACAGACAGGGAGUCCUUCGAGUCCCUGGACAACUGGAGAGAUGAUUUCCUAGAGAAGGUCAUCCCGAGGGAUCACGAUUUCCCCAUGGUUGUGUUGGGGAACAAAAUAGACCUUUGUGACCGGGAGGUAUCCAAAGAGAUCGCUUCCUCCUGGUGCAAGGAAAAAGACAUCCCUUACUUCGAAGUCAGCGCCAAGAACAACAUCAACGUGGCACAAGCUUUCGAGACGCUCGCCAAGCAAGCCCUGAGCACGUAUAAAGGGAUUUACGAGAGUUAUUUAACCGACUCCAUCAAGCUCACUCCUGAAGACAAACCCACCAAGAGAUGCUGCUGAGUCCAACACCGGAGCUGUGCUGUGCUCUGCACUCAGCUGAGCACCCCACACGUCCUGGGGCUGUGAUGCCAAUGGCUGGAUCCUACCUGGGGCUCUGUGUCCCCUGACUGUGCCAGGGCUCUGGAUAUGGGAUGGUUGGUGACGUGGCACCCAGGAAGGGGUGUCCCUGCGGUGCCAGCGACCCUACAGUUACAGUGCCAGGAGGCUGAGCAGCACCCCUGGAACAUGGGACACCCUCCAGAGCAUCACUGGGUGACUGCAGCCUUCACCAUGCACAGACACACAGCUGCUCCCAGGGGAGGAGUGGGGCAGCUGGAUGGGACACUGAGAGCUCUGCAUCCCCAUCAGCUGCACCCACCAUCACACUGUGCCUCAGUUUCCCCACACAACACAAACCCUUGUCUUCCAGAUGUCUUCCAUUUCCCACCUCGCUGGUGAGGAUCCCCUUUAAAGCACUUUUUUCCUUAUUAUUAUUUCCCUAAGAAAAUUAAAUAUUUCCUUUUUUAUUUCUA